AUACAGGAAACGUCACGAGCACGUGAUGUGUUUUGGCUUACGUGCCGUCUCAUUAUUAGAACACGUGCUAUAACGGGGAUAUUUUCAGAAUGAAGAUGGAUGCAUCUUCACUAUUACACUGUUUCAAAAUAUCUUUAAAGAAAUGAAGGAUGUACACUAAUCGAAUUUUAUAUAUUAUAGUUUUUAUAUGCAUUGAUAUACUCGUAAACAAUUUAUUUUCCAUUAUAGCCCAGGAUAAGGAAAAUACAUUAAAAGCAGAAAUAAAUACGGAAAAAAGUCACGAUGAAACUUCAUUUAAAUCCGAAAGAACAUCAAGAAAUCAAGAAGAUUCAAAUGAGGAUAGUGCAGUUCUUCACAAUGAUGAUUUUCACCAGGAAAACAAAGAGUUUGAAUUAAUUGAUAUCGUGGAUGAAAUGGACCAAUCUCAAAAUUGGGACUAUCAGACUAAAAAUAAUAAUAAUAAUGGUUUAAAUCCCAAUGAAAUUCAAAUUAAUUAUCGCAUUUGGAUCAUCUCACAUUACAUCGAGUUAAUAUCUAAUGAUAUUUUUCAUUACAGUUCGAUAUUUAAUAACGGAAAAUACGAUAACGAAACAAUUUUUGUAAGUUUUUAUUCCGAUGCUUAAACUCUAAAUUAUUAUCGAUGUACAUGAUCAUGAUUAACGAAUGUGUAAAUAUAAAAUAAAAUUUAAAAAAAUUGUAAUUAA
Centruroides sculpturatus (bark scorpion) is the source of this 704-nucleotide messenger RNA. RefSeq lists its product as uncharacterized. Lineage: Eukaryota; Metazoa; Arthropoda; Arachnida; Scorpiones; Buthidae. The record is from RefSeq and is a predicted model, not a curated record. The transcript is spliced from 2 exons. Bases 150 to 623 code for a protein of 157 amino acids.